AUGAUUAAUGAUAAUUCUCAACAACGAACAAAUUACGUAUCAACACAACCACAAAUAUCACAAAACUAUGGUAAUAAUAUUAAUACAGCGACAUUACGUGCUGCAGGAAAUGUUAUUCAAGAUGAACGAUUUGGUAAUGAAAUUCUUGCUCGUGCUGGUCCAAGUCAAUAUUAUCAACAUCCACAAUAUCGUACUCAAGAAAUUAUUGCACCUGAUGGUCGAUUGGAAAAUUUAAGUGUACAAAUGGAUAAUGAACCAUUACGUGUCGUAAAGCCAGCUGAUCAAAAUAUUCAUUAUAAGCAACAGGUUAAUGUACGCUUUUUGGAACCACCACCAGGACCUGAACCAGCACCAAUUAUCAUCAAAGAACGUCAAGCACCAGCUCCACCUGCACCACCUCCAGUAGUUAUUCGACAACGGCCACCAACACCACCAACACCUCCUCCACUUAUUAUUCGCGAACGUCCACCAACACCACCAGCUCAACAACAACCGCAAAUUAUUGAAAAAGUUUUACCACCACCACCAGCUCCACCUCGUCAAGUUAUUGUUGAAAGACUUCCACCUCCACCGGCAAAACCACGUCAAAUUAUUUAUGAAAAAUGGUUACCUUAUCAAGAAACAAAGGAACGACCAGUAAUCGUCGAGAGAGCACCAGCUCUUGAAAUUAUUCGACCACCGAAAAAUGUUAUCAUUGAAUAUGAACAACCGAAAGCUCAUACUGAACAAAUUGUCAUUGAUGAAGGUGUCUUUCGUGCUGAUCCUCAAUCGCAUAAUGCGACAAGUACCAUUGGUGAAGUACGUAUUGUUGAUAAAAUAACCGAUUUACCGGUGAAUUAUUCAAAAUAUUUAACAAAUCGUCGUCCUGAAUCGGUUCAAUCUCGUCCAGCAUCAAGUGCCAGUCAACAGCAAGCACCUCAACUACAGUUUAGUCAAACUGAACCGGCACAACAAUAUCGCUCAACAAGUUAUAACUAUCCAGGUGCUUAUACAACAACUUAUCGUGCAUCAUAUACAAAUCAAAGUCCUAAUCGAAGUGGAUAUGGGCAAACAGGUGUUAACGAUGCAAGUCGAUCGGCAGUUUACACAAAAUAUGUCUAA
Messenger RNA from Rotaria sp. Silwood2, 1101 nucleotides. Lineage: Eukaryota; Metazoa; Rotifera; Eurotatoria; Philodinida; Philodinidae. The record is from the annotation of a GenBank genome assembly.